ACAAAACUUACAUGGAUAAAAGAUUGAUGUUACAAUAAGGAGAUCCUGACGCACUCUUCAUUUUCGUUCGUUAUUCAAAUGUGUUAAUGUAACAAAACUCACAAGGAUAAAAGAUUGAUGUUACAAUAAGGAGAUCCUGACUCACUCUUCAUCUUCGUUCGUUAUUUAAAUGUGUUUAUGUAACAAAACUCACAAGGAUAAAAGAUUGAUGUUACAAUAAGGUACGUAACAUGUAAAGAACUAAAGCAAACAUAAUUUUGUCCACACGAUCGUCGUAUAUGAAGUCUUAUUUCUAAAACAAAGAAUAAAAAAUGGCUUCGCCACAUGAAAAAUUAAAAAUUGAGGAAAAUAGAUCUCGUUUGAGUAAACUUUUAAUCAAUAAAGGAACCCAAGCCUUAAAAACAACACUGCAAUCUUUAUUAAAGCCAUCAAGUUUAGCUAGUAAACUUAAAGAUCCCUCUACAAAGAAGACACUAACAUCUUUGAAAUUUAAAGUCAUCAAGAAUGAGCAAUGGGAUCUUCUUUACCCGUCCAUUGGUGACCCUGACAUUGAAAACUUUGACAUCAAAUUAUUAACUGUCUUAUUGCGAAAUAUAUGUGGUCUAAGAGCGCCAACUACAGGAUGGGAUAAUCUUCCUUCCUCUUCAGAUGCCUCAAUCUCAGCAAAGAUUGCAAGAAUAUAGUUUUAUCGAAACAAAGUGUAUAGUCAAAUAACUACAACUGGUUUAAAUGACAGUGAGUUUGAGUACUUGUGGCAGGAAAUUUCAAAAGCAUUGGUUGGUCUGGGUAUUCAACAAACUGAAAUAGAUGAAUUAAAGAAAGCUCCCCUCAGUACUGAUGAGGCAAGGUAUCUUGAAAGGUUACAAAAAUGGAGUACUGUUGUUGAGAAAACAAAAGAAGAUAUGGAAGAUAUAAGAAAUAACGUGGAGCUUGAAAAGUGGAAAUACAUUGAUGAACCAACGAAACAUAGAGACUUGUUUUUAAAAUUAAUUGAAUAUGGGCGCAAUCGCAGUGUUGAGGUUAAAGUGGUGGGCAAUGUACGUGUAAUUUUCUCAGAAGAAUUUUGCAUUGGCGAAGGAAGUAAUGCAACCCGUGUUUAUCUUGGACUGGGUAAGGAUGGUUACGGUAAAGCAGUCAAACGAAUACAUCGAGAUAGCUUUAUCCAGCUUGCACAGCAAGAAAAGAACAUUUUGAAUGAUACUAAAGCAAGAAAGUCGAAAUAUGUUGUGAAUUAUUUCUACUUAGACGAAGAUAAUGGAACGGAUUAUGUUUAUUUGAUCUUAGACUUAUGUGAAGAAUCACUGGUGAAGUUUGUGAAAGAUUCUACUUUGCAUGAUCUUCAAAAAGCUCUUCCUGAUAUUCUUAGACAAAUUUUAAAAGGAUUAGCUGAUCUUCAUAGCGACCCAAAUCCUAUUCUACAUCGGGAUUUGAAGCCUUCAAAUGUUCUGCGAGACUCAAAAAGCAAAUUUUUGAUAGCUGACUUUGGCAUAAGUCGAAUAAUGAAGAAUGACACUACAACAUAUAAAAGCAAUUCUUCCAUGGGAACUUUGCAUUGGAUAGCUCCUGAAUCAUAUUGCGAAGAUGAUGAUUCAGUAAACAAAGCGCGUUACAAAAGAAGGUCUGAUGUAUAUAAUGCAGGGAUGGUAGCUUAUUAUGUAACAACAAAAGGAAAACAUCCUUUUGGAAUUAAACGGUAUAGACUGGACAACAUGCUGAAUGGAAACCCUGUUGGUUUGGAUGAAAUCGAGAAUGAAACACUAAAGGACCUCCUGUCGUGGAUGUUAAAACUAAAACCUGAAGACAGACCAUAUUCUAACGAAGCAUUAAAACACCCAUUUCUCAUGUCAGAUGAUGAGAAGUUUGAAAUGUUAUGUGAAGUUGGGAAUCUUCAUCAGAUUAAGACAAAUGAUCUCCUGUCAAGGGUCGUUCAACAAUUGAAUAGCGAAUGCGUACUUUGGAAAAGUCAAAUUAAUUGGGAUGUCUAUGAUUAUUUUCGCACGUACGAGAACAAUGGAAAACUUUAUAAGGUCCAUUAUACAUCUUCAUGGGCAGAAUGCUUAAGGCUCAUUCGAAAUACUCGCCAGCAUUGGAACGAUCGACCUCUACCACAACCAGAAUUAUUUUACAAGAUUGGCGAUUACAGGGCGUAUUUUCUCCGAGCAAUUCCUAAUCUCCCUGUUGGGGUACAUGCUGCUGUCAGGUCAAAUGAAGAAUUGAGAAACAAACCAGAACUCAAGAACUUUUUUAAUUUUAAUGAAAGCGAACUACAUCAAUAAACAAUUUAGACAAAACAGAACCUGUUAGGGGUAAAAAAAGUAGUUGUUAAGAAAUCAUUCAUACUGUAAAGAUCUUAUUUUACAGAUAUAAAGAAAAACAGUUUCCACGACGUAUUUAGAUGAUAUUUCACCACAUUUCUGCUGAAUCUAUAGCCUGUGGUAUUCAUUGAUACAAUGUAACAUACCUGAUUAUUUAAUUUUUACUAUAAAUUGUUUUGGAAAAAGACUGAAGGCGAAUAUGACAUGAAAAGUUAACUUUUAUGUUUAGCUGCACUGAUAAAUUUUGCACUACAUUCAUCCAACAUAAUAAACUCAUUUACGAUAA
Molecule: messenger RNA, 2601 nt
Organism: Xenia sp. Carnegie-2017
Lineage: Eukaryota; Metazoa; Cnidaria; Anthozoa; Malacalcyonacea; Xeniidae
Product: serine/threonine-protein kinase/endoribonuclease IRE1-like
Exons: 7
Coding region: 903-2276 (457 amino acids)
Biological process (GO): IRE1-mediated unfolded protein response; mRNA processing; intrinsic apoptotic signaling pathway in response to endoplasmic reticulum stress
Cellular component (GO): IRE1-TRAF2-ASK1 complex
Molecular function (GO): RNA endonuclease activity; ATP binding; protein serine/threonine kinase activity
Source: RefSeq, a predicted model, not a curated record